This is a messenger RNA of Cornus florida, 1080 nucleotides long. RefSeq names its product B3 domain-containing transcription factor FUS3-like. Gene Ontology annotation, molecular function: DNA-binding transcription factor activity; DNA binding. NCBI's taxonomy places the organism in Eukaryota, Viridiplantae, Streptophyta, Magnoliopsida, Cornales, Cornaceae. The transcript has 6 exons. The record is from RefSeq and is a predicted model, not a curated record. Bases 1 to 948 code for a protein of 315 amino acids.
AUGAUGACCCGUGGUGUUAGAGAGUUGAAUCGGCCGAGUGAUCAGCUGAGCCGUGACCUUGUUACCCAGUCAAGCUUAGGCUUAGGAUGCUUCCAGAUCAGGAACAGGAAGAAAAGGAUGACCAGACUCAGGCGUUCUUCCUUAAACGCCCUUCUGCCUACCACUUUCCAAUCCUCCAGCUCCAGUUCCAGCUCCUCCUCCUCGCACGUGCCACAGCCACAGCCCCAGCCCCAGCCCCAGCCCAUCCCUCUCCCUCCCGCACGUGCAAUUGAUCCAGCAAGGUUGAGGUUUCUUUUCCAGAAACAGCUUCAACAUAGUGAUGUAGGCUCCCUCAGGAGAAUGGUUCUCCCAAAGAAAGCAGCUGAAACUCACCUCCCGGUCCUGGAGUCCAAGGAAGGGUUCCCUAUAUACAUGGAUGAUAUGGAUGGUCGGCAUGUGUGGAGUUUCAAGUACAGGUUUUGGCCAAAUAACUCCAGCCGAAUGUAUGUACUAGAAAAUACUGGGGAAUUUGUUAAUACACAUGGCUUGCACCAGGGAGACUUCAUUGUUUUGUACAAAGAUUAUCUAAACCAUAAUUAUGUCAUUCAAGCCAGGAAAGGUUCUGAGCCAGACCCGCAUGGACCGCAUGCUGAAUAUUAUGAGAGUCAUAUCGUGAACGAGGCUAUUCAAGCGAUGCAAGCUUCUACUGAUGCAUAUGGUGGUUCUGGAUGGAAUGCUUCCAAUGAGCUGUUUCUUUAUGAUUUUGAGUUAAAUAGAUCUAAUAACUUUCCUAUGAGUUUCCCCAUAACAGAUGACAGGGACUCCUCGUCGUUCAUAUAUGAAACCACCUCCUCGAAUGACGCUCGGCUUGAUUUCUUGGAGCCAUCAAUGACCAACUAUCCGAGGGGUAACAGAGUGGAAAGCUUCGGAUCCAUUGAGAACCUGUCUAUUGAUGACUUCUACUUAUAAGCUUCCAGUAGAAGUGGCACUAGUAUUGAAUAAUAAGGUAAUACAUACUACCUGUAACAGUAUGGGGGGCAAGGAAUGUACUUAAUGAAAAAGUUAUUAGCAUAUAAGAAGUAUGUAACAAUAAGAAGCACC